AUGAAUUUCGAUGCUGGAGAGAUUGAUGAAACUGAAGAAGUAAUUCGUGAGUACAUUAACAACAACAUGAUCCUCGCUAACAAUUUACGUCAACAAAACUACCAACCGAUCCAUGGUGGCUUGAUUCCCGGUCAUGCAGUGAUCAACCGCGAUCGAGAAACUGCGCAUCAGAAUUUGGUCAUAGAUCAUCGAUAUCAGAUGUCACAAAGUUUGUUCCUUCGUAUUGUUGAUGCAAUGAAAGAUGAUGACUAUCACUUCCAACAACGAAGUGAUGGACUUGGUAGAAUGGGAUUAUCACUGUUACAGAAAGUAACAGUUGUUUUUCGCAUGUUGGCAUACGGUCUACCAGCUGAUGCUAAGGACGAAUAUGUUAAAAUAGGCACCAAUAAUGAUAUCAAUGUGCUAGAGUCAUCUAAUCUUUUCUCUAAUCUAGCUCAAGGUAUUGCUCCUCCCGCUCACUAUGUUAUUCAAGGAAAAGAGUAUAAUAUGAGUUAUUAUUUAGCUGAUGGAUCAACUCGUUUUUGGAAAAAACAUGUAUUACAUGACAUAAUGACUGCAUGCAUUAUUAUGCACAAUAUGAUAAUUGAGGAUGAACGUGAUCUUUAUGCACCAAUUCAAGAAGUGAGGGAAGCACCAACACCAGAAGUUGAUAUUGUAGCAGAUAAAACUAUAAGAUUUAAUCAAUUUAUUACACGUUACAGACAAAUCAAGGAUAAAGAUGCCCAUAUUGCGUUUCGUAAUGCAUUGAUAGAUCAUCUAUGGGAGGAAUACACUAAUUCAGAUAGUUAA
Asparagus officinalis (garden asparagus) is the source of this 789-nucleotide messenger RNA. RefSeq lists its product as uncharacterized. The record is from RefSeq and is a predicted model, not a curated record. Lineage: Eukaryota; Viridiplantae; Streptophyta; Magnoliopsida; Asparagales; Asparagaceae. The transcript has 4 exons. Bases 1 to 789 code for a protein of 262 amino acids.